Molecule: messenger RNA, 4213 nt
Organism: Phlebotomus papatasi
Lineage: Eukaryota; Metazoa; Arthropoda; Insecta; Diptera; Psychodidae
Product: zwei Ig domain protein zig-8-like
Exons: 8
Coding region: 764-1687 (307 amino acids)
Biological process (GO): synapse organization
Cellular component (GO): neuron projection membrane
Source: RefSeq, a predicted model, not a curated record
AGUACCAAAUGUACAGUCGUGAGGGCAGCAAGUCUGUAGGACAGAAUCGUUAAAGGGUAUUUCCCGAAGCCACGAUAGAACUGGAGGAAAAUGUGCAAGAAUGCCAAAAAAAACAUUUGUUGGAUCUACUUGUCGAGUUUUCCAAAUUGGAGACACUCGUACAUUUUGUGAAAGUGAAAAGUGAAGAUUUUCCUCUGGUGGUAACUGUAUCUCGAAUUUGAAGUUUAUCUUAUAACCAUCCCCCACAAGUUUCCUCAAUACACUUGGAAGGGAGUGAAAUAGACACGGAUUUUGUAUGGCAUCUUGCCAGAGAAUUUAUUCCGAAAAUUUCUCAACAUCCUUCUCCUCAAAUGGAUUUUUUUUUUAACACACAGCAAAUACUCCGUCGGCAAAUAUUCAAUAGUGGAUGAAAUUUCAAGGAGGUGAAAAGUGAGUGGAAAUCCUGGAAAAAUCCCUUCUGUGAAAUCCCACUGAAGCCAAGAGUUUUGGGUGAGAAAAAAGUGAAUUUUAUCCGCAAAAGGAAAAAAAACAAGUAAAAACGAAGUAGGAUUGGAUGUAGUUUGGAGAGUGUUUUAAGUGCUAGAAAGUAAGGAUAGCAAGGCAAGAAAAUAAAGAAAAAACGUAGAAUUUACAGAGUGUUUAAGUGUAAUUGAAUUAAUUCAGUGCUGAAAGUCUUGUGCCUCCUCGCAAGAGUAAAUCACAAGCAAAAGUGUAAUCCGUGUGUUAGAGGGGGGAAAAGGUGGAUGGGGUUGAUACUGAGAAUAUGCUUCGUUUCACUGAAAAUAUGGAGACACCAACGAGCUGGACUCAAGGGUACAUUCUUGUGACGAUGCUACUCUGUGCCAUACACAAAACAGCAACGACAGACACAUUUGACACAGCAGAUGAGAAGGAUGUGAGUCUGCAUCAAAUUGAUAAUUUUUAUGAUUCAGUGAUGGAGGUUGCAACGGAAUUGAGUGUGCCACAUCAUGAGAGACACGGACCAUAUUUUGAUGUGUCAGCAUCCAAAAAUGUUACAGCCCUCGUGGGAAAAACCGCCCAACUCAAUUGUCGUGUACACAAUUUGGGCAACAAAACGGUUUCCUGGAUUCGACAUCGAGAUAUACAUUUGCUUACAACAGGAAGAUUUACGUACACGUCAGACCUCAGAUUCCAAAGCGUUCACAAUCCACAAACUGAAGACUGGACACUACAGAUUAGGUAUCCACAGAAGAGAGAUUCGGGGGUUUACGAGUGCCAGGUCUCCACAACACCACCCAUUGGUCACUCCAUGUAUCUGUCCAUUGUUGAACCUAUUACAACAAUCAUCGGUGGUCCGGAUUUGUACGUGAACAAAGGGUCCACUGUGAAUCUGACGUGUAUCGUACGUCAUCUACCAGAACCACCACCGGGCAUGCAAUGGACACACAAUAAUAUCGAAAUUAAUUAUGAUUCGCCACGUGGGGGUGUUUCUGUAAUCACAGAAAAGGGUGAAAUCACUACAUCCUAUCUACUCAUCCAGAGAGCCAAAAGUCCUGAUUCGGGAAAAUACACUUGUCUACCAUCCAAUGCCAAUCCAUUCACAGUGACUGUUCACGUCUUAAAUGGUGAAUAUCCCGCUGCAAUGCAACAAGGUGGAAAGCUGAAAGUUGGUGAUCCCUACACAGUUCUCUUCUUCGCAUUUUUCGUCAUCAAUCUCACAAGAUGAAUGGGAAUGUCUUGAGUGAACCAACAAUGGGAAUCAACAUAUUGUAAUUCAAUUUGUAAUAUUGACAGAAAGCUGAAUUAUCUCAUAGAGCUACAGAGAAAAAAAAAUAUAUAUAUAAGAUCGAAAAGAGAAAGAAAUGAAAGAAAAUGGUCAGAUAAAUAGUAGUGAGUUUGAAAGAUAAGAAUGAAAAGUCCAAUUUCAUCAUCACUGAGUUUUUUCAUUUCUUAUUUUAAUUCAUUGGUAUCCCUGCAGAAUGGCAUGACUAUUUGAAAAUUUCCAUAUUAUGUAGAGAGGCAAUAACAAGCUUCCUCAGAAAGCUACACCUAAAAAAGUGACUUUAGGCCACGCCCCCUUAUGAGAUUCAUGCGGACUUAACGUUGAUUUUUCUUCAAUUUUCAAUGUUUAAUAUGAGGAUAGUAGGGCAUAUCUAUAGCAAAUUACACUUACGAAUUUAACUGGGACGGACGCUAAAUGCCUCAUAUCCCAGAAAACGAAACCACGCCCUCAAUUGGAUGAAAUCUAAAAAAGAAACACUAAACAUUUCAACUUUUUUUUUGUUUUCUAAAUAAUAUUUUAUAAUGAAUUUCCAUAUUGAAAUCAUGGACAUAGGGAAGAAAAUAAUUCCAUAUCGUAAUACAAGACACGCCCUCUUGUGUUUAUUGCCCCUCCCAAAAUUCUUAAUUUGUCACACCUUUAAAAUAGAGUUUUUUUUCUUAUUUUUAAAUAAAACUGGACCGCGACAGUGUAUUUGCUAUAGAGAUGGAGACUCUGCUACCCAAAUGAUUGAACCUUCUAGAUCCAUAAAAACGUUAUCAUAAGCUUUUACUUACUUCUAGAACUUAAGGAUGGUCUUUACCGAUAUGACCAGGGGGGUGGCAUUAGCUCUGAAAAAUACAACCAGUUUUAGUGUAAAUUUUUUCCUGUUUUCGUACACAUUCCACGAGAUAUCUCCAAAACUACGUAGGCUACCAAUUUAGGGUUUUCGGUUGCCUUUUCGUUACUAAAUUUUCUUUUAUUUUGUAUUAGUAUUAUUUGCUAAUUCAUUUUACAAUGACAGAAAACAGCUAAUAAACUCAAAAGUUUUUUCAGCACGCUAGAAAUAUAGGAAAUGUCAUUCCCCUGAAUAUGACCUACCAUGUCCGGUUAGUGAAAACCAUUCUUAAACAUUAAAAUUAAAGAAACGCUUACGAACAGAAGAAUAUCAAAGCUAUCAAAGUCACUUGUAGAGGGCAAAGUCGCCCACACUUACAGUACAAUCCUUUUUGCCUUCAUUUAAGAAUUAAAAGGGGCGUGGCUUAAUUGUAAUCGAUGAGAAUAUCCAUGAUAUGCCCUAGAUUGAAUAGGUGGAGGCACUUUUAACGGAAGAAGUUGUAGUAUUCCAUUGCUUCACAUUGAAAAUACAAAAAAAGUUGAUAAUACUUGUCGUAGGGGCGUGGCCUAUAUUUCUAUCACGUUUUCUGUUUGGCUGAAACUUCACAUUUUAAAAGCUUUCAAAUUCCAACCAAUCAGUAUGCAUAAUUUAAACAAGAGGUCUUGCAGCAGACCAUUAUUGCACAUUGAAAAUACAAAAGAAAUCAGAAUUAUCUACCUUAGGGGCGUGGCCUAAAAUUGCAUCAUUUUUCCGAUUUGUUAAAGCCGUGAGCGUUCUAAAGGCUUUCAAAUUCCUGCCAAUCAGAAUGCAUGAUGUACCUAAAGCACUUUUUGGGAUUCAAAAAUUUAAUCGCAUAAGGAUAGUGUCUUAUUCAGGAAGGAACCGUUCUGCAUAAAACAAAUAGUUAAUGCCAUUUUGUAGUUGUGCCAAAUCUUUUAGCAUCACGCGAUUUAUACAAACAUAUCCGUGAAAUUUUUUCUCCAUAAUAAAAAGUACGCAUAUUUGAAUGUGAUUUGAGAAUUUUCCACAAGAAAAAAAAACUAGAAAAAAAACUUGUGGAUGAUGAUGCUCUUAUUUGUCAGAGACAUAAACUUGACUGUUUUGUGCGGUGAAGAGAGUCCGUAGUGUUUUAGUAAAGUAAAAAAAGAGAUAAAGAAAAUAGAAAAAUGACUUAGACAAAUAGAAAUGAGAAAUAAUAUAUAAAUAAACAAUUUUGAUCCCUCUUUCUCCUCCGGCAAAUAGACAUUGCAAACAACCAGACAAAGAGACAAACAGCAAUUUAAUUGUAAACCACAGCGUUUCAAUUUCAUGGCUCUUUCCCGAUGGAUUUUCCCAAACGAAUUGGACAGUGAAAGAGGACAAAAUGUAAACUUAUUAAAUUACAUUGUUUACCUGUGUGCAACUCUGUGGAACAAUUAAUUUUUCCACUCAAAUCACAAUAUACCAAAAGUUCCUUAUUUUCCCUCUUCAUUUUUGAUCUUUCUUCCCAAUUUUCCUUUUGUCCUUUUGUCAUCUUCCCCCCUUUCCAUGUCUUCCUGUUUCUCCGUUCCCACAAAAAAAAUUGAUUGUGAAAUAUAUUUUCUCUCAAGGAAAAUACUCCGAAUGAAGAAAAAAAAUCAAAAUAAACAUUUUAUUGAAAAUAACAUCUCGAAAAA